Tyto alba (common barn owl) is the source of this 3586-nucleotide messenger RNA. RefSeq names its product phosphate regulating endopeptidase homolog X-linked (gene PHEX). Gene Ontology annotation, molecular function: metalloendopeptidase activity. The transcript is spliced from 21 exons. Gene Ontology annotation, cellular component: plasma membrane. Gene Ontology annotation, biological process: protein processing. Bases 65 to 2251 code for a protein of 728 amino acids. The record is from RefSeq and is a predicted model, not a curated record. Lineage: Eukaryota; Metazoa; Chordata; Aves; Strigiformes; Tytonidae.
GCCAGAGGUGCUUGAGGGCCAGAGGUUGCCCUGAGAUUUGAUUGAUCAAGUACACAACAUUUGGAUGCAAUGGUCAAAAUUCAUCACAAAUGAUCUCAUUGUGGUUUUCCAUUUUGCAGUUAGCCAAGGUCUUAUAAAGUUUAAUUCGAAGCAACAGUACUGUUUGACCUCAGAAUGCAUUGAAGCUGCUGCUGGCAUCCUAAGCAAGAUAAAUCAAUCUGUAGAUCCAUGUGAGAACUUUUAUCGAUUUGCAUGUGAUGGCUGGAUAUAUAAUCACCCUAUUCCUGAAGAUAUGUCAAACUACGGUGUUUAUCCUUGGCUGCGACACAAUGUGGACCUCAAACUAAAGGCAUUGCUUGAGAAACCCAUCAGCAAAAGACGAGACAGUGAAGCUGUACAGAAGGCCAAGAUCCUUUAUGCAUCCUGCAUGAAUGAGAAUAAAAUUGAAAAAGCCGACGUGAAACCCCUGUUAAGUAUACUGAGGCACUCACCUUUCCGCUGGCCUGUGCUGGAAUCCAACAUUGGACCUGAAGGGCUGUGGUCAGAAAGGAGGUUUAGCUUAGUCCAAGCCUUGGCAACUCUUCGUGGUCAAUACAGCAACUCUGUCUUCAUCCGUUUAUAUGUGGCUGCUGAUGACAAAAUCUCCAAUCGGUAUAUCCUGAAGCUUGACCAAGCAAGCCUCUCUCUGGCAUCUCAAGAGGAUUACCUAGAAAACACCACAGAAGCCAAAUCUUACCGAGAUGCCUUUUUGCAGUUCAUGGUUGAUACAGCGGUGCUUCUGGGUGCAAAUGCUUCACGAGCUGAAUCUGACAUGAAGUCGGUUCUAAGAUUGGAAGUCAAAAUAGCUGAGAUCAUGAUUCCAUAUGAAAAUCGAACAAGUGAGGUGAUGUACAAUAAAAUGAACAUAUCGGAGCUUAGUGCCAUGAUUCCACAGUUUGACUGGCUGGGAUACAUCAAGAAGGUGAUUGACACCAGACUCUACCCUGAGCUCAAAGAUAUAGGUCCUUCAGAAAAUGUGAUUGUCCGUGUUCCCCAGUACUUCAAAGAUUUAUUCAGGAUACUAGAAAAUGAAAGAAAAAAGACUCUUGCCAACUAUCUGGUGUGGAGGAUGGUUUAUUCAAGAUUAUUUAACCUCAGUAGACGUUUUCAGUAUCGGUGGCUGGAAUUUUCUCGGGUGAUCCAUGGAACCACAACUUUGCUGCCUCAGUGGGAUAAAUGCGUGGACCUUGUUGAAAAUGCACUCCCUUAUGUUGUGGGUAAGAUGUUUGUGAAUGCCCAUUUUCAAGAAGACAAGAAAGAGAUGAUGGAAGAGCUGACUGAAGGAAUUCGCUGGGCUUUUAUUGACAUGUUGGAAAAGGAAAAUGACUGGAUGGACUCUGAAACGAAAAGAAAAGCUUAUGAGAAGGCAAAAGCAGUUAUGGCAAAAGUGGGUUACCCUCAAUUUAUAAUGAAUGACACAUAUAUUAAUGAAGACAUCAAAACACUGAAGUUUACAGAAAGUGACUAUUUUGGCAAUGUGUUGCAAACUCGCAAAUAUGCAGCCCAAUCUGAUUUCUACUGGCUUAGAAAAGAAGUUCCAAAAACAGAGUGGUUUACAAGCCCAACUACUGUGAAUGCUUUUUAUAGUGCAUCUACCAACCAGAUCAGAUUCCCAGCAGGAGAACUUCAAAAGCCUUUCUUUUGGGGAAGAGAGUAUCCUAGGUCGUUAAGCUAUGGUGCCAUAGGAGUAAUUGUUGGCCAUGAGUUUACUCAUGGAUUUGAUAGCAAUGGUCGGAAAUAUGACAAAAAUGGAAAUUUAGACCCUUGGUGGACAACUGACUCUGAAGAAAAAUUUAAAGAGAAAACAAAAUGCAUGAUUAAUCAAUACAGCAAUUACUACUGGAAGAGAGCUGGCUUACAUGUGAAAGGCAAGAGGACUUUGGCAGAAAACAUUGCAGAUAAUGGCGGUUUGCGGGAGGCUUUCAGGGCAUACAGGAGAUGGAUUGCAGAAAAGAGGGGAGGAGAAGAGGAGCCUUUACUGCCAGGCCUUGAGUUCACACACAACCAGCUUUUCUUCCUGAGUUAUGCCCAUGUAAGAUGCAACUCUUUUAGACCAGAAUCUGCGAGAGAGCAAAUAUAUAUUGGAGCUCACAGCCCUCCUCAGUUCAGAGUUAUUGGUGCCAUGAGCAACUUUGAAGAGUUCCGUAAAGCUUUCAAUUGCCCAACAAACACAAUGAUGAACCGAGGGGCAGAAUCCUGCCGGCUGUGGUAGACAUCUCUUCCAGGUCUUCUGUCAAGAGGGGUCUGCAAUGUGAACUGCUGCAACUGAGCUCAGGAGUUUGAGAAUAACAUUCUGCAAUCUGGAGAGGUGUUACUUCAAAUGCAUCUUUCGUAUCCAUGAUGAUGACCUGCAUGGAUCUAAUCACUCUCUAUUCAGAGCCUAGAAACAUUCAAAAUAGAAAAUGAUAGGUUUUCUUUACUAAUAACAAAAAAAAAAGAAACUCCUUUUAUCUAUAAAACUACUCCUGCUCAUCUGCAGUUGCAUUGCUGUUGAUGGAUAACUGCCAUUAUCAAUUCUAAUUCCUGAUUUACUGUUGAGCAAGAGGUAAAUGCUAAAAUCCAGUUUUAAUCUAUUGCUCUGCAGGGGUGCUAUGGAGAAUGCUCCUACACAAAAUUUAUUUUUUUGGGAUGAAGAAAUUCAUGAGACCUACUAUAAAGCCAGCUCUGAUCUGCUUUGUGAUACAGCAUUUUCAUAACUUAAACUGUCACUGCCCAGCAUGCCAUAAAUGAUGUUGCAUGAUGUAAAGACACAAGACUUCAUAUAAAUUCAGUUUAAUAUGUCAGAUUAGUGCCUCAGGUUUUGGAAUGGUUCCAAGAUGAGAAAGCACUUCAUGUUUUCCAUCUGCUACGACUAAACAAAAAGGAUACUUGUCAGAUCGUGGCCUCUUCUAAUUUUAGAACAGCUUAUGAUAAAAAUCAAUGUAUGGUGAAAAUCAGAGGCUUGCAGAGGGAAUUCCCAGCACCAUGAUACUCUGAAAUAUUACAGCACUUUUUCCUGUUUACAGUGUAGGCAGUUUUUUCCCCAAAGGGUAAUUUUUUGCCUUGUGCUGAAGGUAGCUUCACCUAGACUUAUUUUUAAGCCUGAAAUACUAUGUAAGUUUUAAUCUAGGGAUUUCUUAGUGUCUGGGUCUUACAGAGAAAUGUAAGUAUUGCGUAUGUUUGUCCUCAUGUUCUGGACAGCUCAGGGUGACUUGUGAUUUUAAGGGAAGAAGAAUAUGUGACUGAAAAACUGAGUACCGGUAUAAUUUGACUUGUCUGGAUAAAAAGAGCAAUCAAGGAGUAGAAGACAUUUAGCUAUGUUAUACAUGCAGACGAGCUGAGUUUUUCAUCUGACUUCUAACAAUAUUCAUAAAAAAACAUAUUUUAUUGCAGCGUAAAAACUUUAACACAUAACUAAUACUAAGAGGGGAAAAAACAAAACAGCCCUUUCUUUCCCAACAGAACAAUACAUAUUUAAUUGGUAUUUAUUUAUACCUUGUUCAUUAAUUAAUUUUUACAUGGUGGAAUUGUCUCAAAUGGAGAUUCAGUUUCUUUCGACCAAUUUAAU